AUGGGCAUUGGACGGAUUCACGAGAUCCUCAUAUCACCGGAGGACCACAAAACAGUGAUUCACGUCGCACUACAGCUCUUUACGUUUCUGGAUACAUUACAUGCCUCUGUCCAUCUCCCAUGUCUGAAUCUUACGGAUGAUGAAGUAGUUGUAAUGGCAUCAGAUAUCAUAUGCAUCGUCAAUCUCCAGCACAACUGUAUCAACUCACAAUGUACGGACACCCUUGAACAACAUGUCCGUCAAGAAUGGAUUGAAACAUCUCGAACAAAACCUACCAUUCGCCAUAAGUCCACUCCGCACUUUCUUGUCAAUGCCUACUCUCUUCAUAACUAUGCACAUAUCCACCUUGUCAUCCCCGAAACGCUUCGUGAAACGCCACUGAGAGUUACAAAUGUGGCGGAAGUUCAGGCCAUGGCUGUACAACAUAUGAAGGAGAAGAAAGCUUCGAAGAAAGCUGGCGACGCACCUCAAGAAGCUGAAAGCACCAAGAAUGAUGUUCAGGGUUUGUUGAUACCGGUUCCAGCCUUCGAUAAA
Messenger RNA from Suillus discolor, 534 nucleotides. RefSeq lists its product as uncharacterized. The annotation marks the transcript as partial. The transcript is spliced from 2 exons. NCBI's taxonomy places the organism in Eukaryota, Fungi, Basidiomycota, Agaricomycetes, Boletales, Suillaceae. The record is from RefSeq and is a predicted model, not a curated record.